AUGCUAGGAGUAUUCCGUUUCACGCAAGUGAGGGACGGGAUUCGAAGUUCUCUCCUACGUCAGCGAUCGAAGAUUAGAGACGCCGCUGCGUUUGCCAAGGAAAGUAAAAUAAGGUGGGCCGGACACGUGAUGCGCUUUAAUGACAACCGUUGGACCAGAGCCGUGAGCGACUGGGUUCCCCGCGAUAUUAAGCGCACUACAGGAAGACCGCCGACCCGAUGGUCAGAUUUCUUCACGAAGUCCUUGAAAGAAAAAUAUGAUGCUCUUCGUGUCCCACGCGAAAGGAGGAACCACUGGGCUACUCUGGCACGCGAUCGGGACAAAUGGAAGAAUUACUGGCGCCCGCUCGACCAGUUCGAAGAUCAACGGGAGUCAAGGUGA
Messenger RNA from Necator americanus (New World hookworm), 381 nucleotides. RefSeq lists its product as uncharacterized. NCBI's taxonomy places the organism in Eukaryota, Metazoa, Nematoda, Chromadorea, Rhabditida, Ancylostomatidae. The record is from RefSeq and is a predicted model, not a curated record. The transcript has a single exon. Bases 1 to 381 code for a protein of 126 amino acids.